Molecule: messenger RNA, 1648 nt
Organism: Rhinopithecus roxellana (golden snub-nosed monkey)
Lineage: Eukaryota; Metazoa; Chordata; Mammalia; Primates; Cercopithecidae
Gene: RAB26
Product: RAB26, member RAS oncogene family
Exons: 9
Coding region: 149-937 (262 amino acids)
Biological process (GO): protein secretion; regulation of exocytosis
Cellular component (GO): Golgi apparatus; endosome
Molecular function (GO): GTP binding; GTPase activity
Source: RefSeq, a predicted model, not a curated record
GGCGCAAGCCGGGCGCCCGGGAUGAUGCCGCCGCCGCCGCCGCCACCGGGGGAAGGGUUCGGGUCCGGGUCGGGCUCGGCGGGCGCAGGGAGCGGGACGGCCUGGGGCACGGUGGCUGCAGCGGGAACACACUGAGUGCCCGCCCGCCAUGUCCAGGAAGAAGACCCCCAAGAGCAAGGGGGCCAGCACCCCUGCUGCCUCCACGCUGCCCGCCGCCAACGGGCCCCGACCGGCGCGCUCCGGGACUGCGCGUCCCGGCCCCGACACGCCGCCCAACGGGCCCUUGCAGCCCGGCCGGCCCUCGCUUGGCGGCGGUGGCGACUUCUACGACGUCGCUUUCAAGGUCAUGCUGGUGGGGGACUCAGGCGUGGGGAAGACCUGUCUGCUGGUACGAUUCAAGGACGGCGCUUUCCUGGCGGGGACGUUCAUCUCCACCGUAGGCAUUGACUUCCGGAACAAAGUUCUGGACGUGGAUGGCGUGAAGGUGAAGCUGCAGAUGUGGGACACAGCUGGUCAGGAGCGGUUCCGCAGUGUUACCCAUGCCUACUACCGUGACGCUCAUGCUCUGCUGCUGCUCUACGAUGUGACCAACAAGGCCUCCUUUGACAACAUCCAGGCCUGGCUGGCCGAGAUCCAUGAGUACGCCCAGCACGACGUGGCGCUCAUGCUGCUGGGGAACAAGACCCUGUGCCUGGGCCAGGUGGACUCUGCCCAUGAGCGUGUGGUGAAGAGGGAGGACGGGGAGAAGCUGGCCAAGGAGUAUGGGCUGCCCUUCAUGGAGACCAGCGCCAAGACAGGCCUCAACGUGGACUUGGCCUUCACAGCCAUAGCAAAGGAGUUGAAGCAGCGCUCCAUGAAGACUCCCAGCGAGCCACGCUUCCGGCUGCACGAUUACGUUAAGAGGGAGGGUCAGGGGGCCUCCUGCUGCCGCCCUUGAACCUGGCUGAGCUCAGUCCUCUGGAGGAAGCCGCCGAGCCCCCAGAAGGCUGGACAGUCUCCAGGCCCUUCUGACUUUGUUGCCCAGUGGUCAAUACCAGUGUCUGUUUCCAGGAUCCCCAGGUCAAGCCUUGCCCCUUCCUCCUCCCAGCAGCAGUCCCAACAAGCAGGCUUCUGAGAGCCCGUGGCCCACACACUGGCCACCGUGGAAAAGCAGUCUUCUGCACAGGAGGGGGCGCGGCAUGUGGACAGACUUUGCCACGGUGCUCUGCUGCCCCCUCCUGGACACACCCAGGUGAGGGAGGGCUGGGGCUGGCACCACGCAGUGCCUAACCCUAGAAAACCCAUGUCUUCACCUGCACACACUGCUCAGGCAGGUAAGGGAGGCCGCCUGCCCACGCCUGGGACAGAGGGCUUCACUGCUAAUCACAUCGUGCAUCUGUGUGUCCUGGGAGCUACCUGGUCCCAGUCCACCCUCUAGGAGGCUCUGGCUCAAACAGCAAUAGGGUCUUCCUCAGUGACCUUGGAGGAUGCCUGUGGCCUUGUGAUAAAACGUGGGAAAUCACAGAAACGCCAGAAAACGACAACUGCCAGCCCGACCUGGCCACAGCUGAGGUCUGUGAUUUCCCAGCACGCUCCACCUUGCACUCAACUUGGCCUGUUGAUUGCAAGCCUGUUUUCAGUCCUAGUGAAUAAAGUUGUGUUUUCUGGA